Molecule: messenger RNA, 1161 nt
Organism: Misgurnus anguillicaudatus (oriental weatherfish)
Lineage: Eukaryota; Metazoa; Chordata; Actinopteri; Cypriniformes; Cobitidae
Gene: pomca
Product: proopiomelanocortin a
Biological process (GO): neuropeptide signaling pathway
Cellular component (GO): extracellular region
Molecular function (GO): neuropeptide hormone activity
Source: RefSeq, a predicted model, not a curated record
GCUAAGAGGUAUGCUAGAGUUUGGUGUCCUUGGGCAACUGACGCACAGGUAGCUUAUAAAAGACAACUAGUCAAGAGCUUCAGACAUCACAGAGGAGCAAUCACACACAGAUACACAGAGAAAAGAAGCUGAAGCAGUACAGGUUCUUUAUACAACAGAUGCUUAAGAGAGUGAGGAUGUUGUGUCCUGCUUGGCUCCUGGUUUUGGCUGUGCUGUGUGCGGGUGGAUCUGAUGUUAAAGCCCAAUGCUGGGAAAACACCCACUGCAAAGACCUCAGCACUGAGGACAACAUCUUGGACUGCAUCCAGCUUUGCAAGUCUGAUCUCACAGAUGAGAGCCCUAUCUACCCUGGAGAAAGCCAUUUAAAGCCUCCCUCAGAGUCGGAGCAAAACCAGGCCCUCACACCCCUCUCCACCCUCAUCCUUACCCCUACUUCGGAGCAAACGGCCCCAGAGUCCGGACCCAGACGCGAGCGCUCGUACUCCAUGGAGCAUUUCCGCUGGGGCAAGCCAGUGGGACGCAAGCGCCGGCCCAUUAAAGUCUACACCAACGGCGUGGAGGAGGAAUCCGCAGAGACUCUCCCAGCUGAGAUGAGACGUGAGCUGGCCACCAAUGAAGUCGACUACCCCCUGGAGGACAGCAACUUCCUGAACCAGGAGAAGAAAGAUGGGUCCUACAAAAUGAACCAUUUUCGAUGGAGCAGCCCACCCGCUACCAAACGUUACGGGGGCUUCAUGAAAUCCUGGGACGAGCGCGGCCAGAAACCCCUUCUCACACUCUUCAAAAAUGUCAUCAACAAAGACCACCAGAAGAAGGACCAGUGAGGGUUUUUUUUUAGAAGAUCUGGGUAAAGGGGUAUUGUAGAAAAUGAUUUUUAAUAUACCUGUGAUACAUUUCUUCCCAGUACUUCUAGAUGAGAAGGCAUCUUAGUAGUAAAGGGGGGAGGGUGAUUAAAACCAACAGCACUUAAAUCUUUGCAUCAUAAGCUUUAGAGUUUAUUCACAGAAUCAACAAUAAAUUCUGAAUACUGUACAUAGAAAUGCUGUGGUGAUUAAAUACCAGCUCAAUGCGAAAAAAAUCAUUUUUAUCUUAUUUAUUGAAAUGUACUAUACUGUAAAUUUUGAAAAUGUGAUACAUAAACUCAUUGUUUCAAGCAGAAAA